Messenger RNA from Bursaphelenchus xylophilus (pine wood nematode), 2861 nucleotides. The record is from the annotation of a GenBank genome assembly. NCBI's taxonomy places the organism in Eukaryota, Metazoa, Nematoda, Chromadorea, Rhabditida, Aphelenchoididae.
AUGAAAAAUCAGGAAAACGAUUCAUUCAAUCGAUCGGCGAGAAGCAGUGCGGCAGCAGACACGACUAUGGAUUCCGGCUCCUCUGGAAACGAUUUUCAGAAGAGCGCCUACGUCUUUGAGAGCGGCAAGCAGUACCAACCGGGCCCGGUCAGCUCCAGCUAUGCCUUCGAGCGUGAAUUCCCCGCCUUGUCCAAUUACCAAGCCUACCUUCCUGAGAAGGUAAUUCCAAAAUCUACCGUAAUCAUUGUUUAGAAGCACAGCCAAUACGAACUGGAGUCAAUCCGGAACUACCCAGCCGGGGAGUACAGCAACUACCAUUACGUCAAGGCGGAGGAGCUAAGCCCUCUCCAUCAACCCACGGCCAAAGCUGAAGUGGGUCCUUGGAUUGGAUCCGGUACUUGAAUUUUAUUUCAGAUCUUCACGAAAAAGGAUCUCUUGAGAAGAGUCGAGCAGCUGGACUCUGGCUUCUAUCAGCCGGUGAUCACUUGUGGUCAACUCCAUUUUGUGAGCUCAGGCAAUGACACCACCCAUACUGCCCGUUCUUCCAUCUCCGAGGCCGAAUUCAACGAUCUGAACACGGCCAUCUCCGAACGGAGCCUCAGGACUGCCAAAUCGAAGGCCAAUUCUGUUGCUACGGCCAAACUUGCCGGUUCUGAAGUCAAUCUGAACAGGGCCCUGCUCAAUGUGAAGAGAAUCACCCCGGAUGACAUCGGCUUUCUCAUCCAGAUUCCUGGAUUCAGAGAAUCUUUGGCGCAGUUCAAGAACGACAGAAAGGCCCGCAAGUACAGAAGAAAAGAGAACGAACAGCUGACUACCGGCAUUUCAGUAAGUUUAUAUCAAAGUUAUUUUCAUGUUUUCAGGCUUCGAGAGAGAGUAUUCUGGCCCCACAAAACCAAGGAAGUCGUCAGGUAUGUGUAUUUGAUCUGGCAGUUUAUGAUGAUAAUCUUGAUUACAUAUGAUUUUAGCUUGGCACUCUGCAUGGUGAUCUCAAAACUGCAAGACAAGCUGUGAGAUUAGUAACGUUUAACUGAUUUGCGUAUUUAAUGGACCAAUUUGUGUAUUUUAGAGUUCCACCAGUCUUGGAAAUCUCAGAACCGGCAGGGAAAGGGUAAGGUCCCUUGACAAAUUUAUCCAUCUUUUACUUACAAUCAAUUACAUUUGUUCAGAGUGCUUCGAGUGUCAUGCAGUUUCGUACCGCUCGCGAUGUUGUAAGUAUUUCUUAGAUGUUUCGUAACUUACCGUUUUUUCUGCCAAAAUAGUAUACGGACAGUCGGGGUCCAAGUUAACGAAUUAUUGGCAUACGUUUUCAAAGUUAGUUACAAUUUUGUAUUGCUAUACGCAUGCUACAUUUAACUCGAGGACCCAAUAACUGACUUAUUUUUAAUGUUCAUACUAUAUAUUGCACUUUGUCUCAGUAUCGACGGCUCGUCGAAGACCCGAAGGAGUGCAACUCAAGUCCGGAUGGUUUCAUUCAAUAUUUCAUCGUUUAAGUUUCAUGUCGAGGAACUGUUGCUAGUAAAAUCAUAGGUAAAGUACCAAACCCAGGUAUACGAACAUAAGACUAGAUCCUCCUUCGCCAGGUCUCCAUCGGUUUUCCGCCGUAAAUCAUUCUAGUCUUCGAUAUUUCACGUUAAUUCUACGUUUACUACGCAUGGGUACUAAAACGUAUAUCGAUACCGUACUAACUUCGCCGGGCCCCGACUGUCAGGACGCGGUCAUAAUUUCUUAUACGUUCAGAGUUCUCCCAGCAUCCGCCAAGUCAGAACUGGACGAGAAGCAGUAAGAGUUUGAUUUUUUUUUUGUUAAUCCGCGCUUGCUAUUCCAGAGUCUCUCCAAUCUCCGUACUGGCAGACAGAAUGUAAGUGAUGUCAUCACUAACUUUUGUUUAACUUACAGAGCCAAUCCGGCCUCCAAACCCCGCCUGUCAGCCCAACUCCCCGUCGUCAUAUCUCUCGUUUCGAAAGCUCUCAGCUCCAAACCGGACGGCAGAACGUGGGAUUUGAUUUCAAGAUUCUUACUGUAUUUUAGAGCCUUUCCGAUUUGAUCCAAAUCUCUGGACUCCGCACUGGUCGCGAGAGGGUAAGGUUUAAGCAUUACAUCACCCCAAUUUUAGAGCAGUUCGGGUGCUUUGGGAAGCAGCAAGCCUGUUGUCGAUAACCGUUCUGGUCGUGGUCAGGUAAACACAACCUACACGACCUACUCUAACCUUACAGUCUUUGCAGGGUAACUCUUCGGUCAAAACUGGCAGUGCUGUGUCCAGUCGUUCUCCCAGUGUGACUACCAGUACUCGUUCCGCCUCUCAACCUCGUUCUCGACGAUCCAAAAGUUCCGCAUCUCAGCGCCAAUCGCGGCCCAUCCCUUCUCAACAAGCUAAUGUCACCACGGCUAUUGAGAAGCAGAGUCUCAUCCUGACAACUGGUCGUUCCCCAAGUACGUCUUCGAUGAGAACUGCGUUGGAUUGUGAAUCGAGCAAGGAUGUGGCCACCGCUCUUCUCCCCUCUUCUGAAGACGACCGGCAACUUUUUGAGAGUCUAAAUGAGCUCAAUUCAGUCAGUUAUCGUCUAAAUAUCAACUUCUAUUCUAUUCUGUUAGGUGGCAGCUCGAGAACUUCGUACUCCCGCUGCUGAGUUGACGGCCAGAGAAUGUGCUUCCGUAACCGAGCAGAUGCAGAGAUCGGCUGUUCACGACGUUCUCCAUACUCCCCGGGACUUUGAUCGUCGUGCUUCAGAAUCCGCAGCCAAUCUUGGUGCCUCCCUUGAACAUCGUAUCAUCUCCGACGACUCCGAUAUCCGCACCGCCCAAGCUUCUGUACGCCUUCUAGCUUGUCAUCACAUUUAUAUUUUCAGGAAUCAUUCCACUGA